CGAAAACGAACGAAAUCUUGCGACACAGAAGUCGGGCUCCAGUAUCCUCCGAGGUUUUAUAGCACACUCUGUCACCUUUGAACGGGCCUUGGGAUUCGAACAGAGAUAGAAGAUGGACUACACUAGACAAUUGACCUCGAGUCUUUGUGAGAACGCUUGUGUCUCGGGCCCUCAAAUGGUGCUGUUGAUCACUUUGGGUGCAAUAACUGUAUUCCGGAGAGAGAUGAGUUGCAACCACUGUUACGCAGCUCCGGAGGAUGCUACUGUGACGGGAAAGAGCACCGAGGAUGGCUCGACUGGUAUGGACGAGUGGUGGUGUGCUAUGGAUCAACACGAAGCCGAAACAGAAGAACUCCUAAACGGGGCUGGCUUGUACUGCUCAGGCGCGUCAGUUCUACCUACACUGACACCGAUCAUUAAAUACAUGACUGCUUCUUGCUAUGCUUGGAAGCUCUCGGCAUCGCGUCAUCAUUUUGUGAAGCUCUGGAGUUUCGGAGGUUUAUCUUCCUCCUCCUCUCCACCCAAAGCUAUCACGAUUUCUGUUCCUACAAACACUGACGAAACUCACGUCGGUACGAAUUCUUUGACGCGUUUGCCUCCGGAUGCGUUGGUUAAUAUUCUAUCGUUUCUUCUUCCGAAAGAUGUUGUGAGUUUUGCGUGCGUUGAUAAAUCAUGCCAAGAUGCUGUUGAAUGCGGAGAAACGAGUGAAGCCUUGUGGAAGUCUCUCUGGCAUCGUGAUUACGCGUGGCUGAUCCACGCAUGGACGAUUGGACGCGGUGCUUUCGACCGAUCCGGAUUGGUUCCACCAAUCUACGACAAGGAGUUCUAUUUCUUGUUCGGCCUGAGUUAUUUAAAUUAUGUCUUGGCCGGGCAGAAUACGUUUGACUCAUGUUUGAUUGGACUCAAUGGACAUAUUUACGAUUUAACACCUUUCCUGAUGAAUCAUCCCGGUUCACCGGAAACAGUCAUGGUACAAGCAGGUCGAGAUUCAACAUCUUUCUUUCACUCAAUUCGGCAUAGUUCAGGUGCACGUAAGAUUGCACAAUCUCUGUGUGUUGCAGUAAAUGUGGCCCGACUUGGCGACAACGCCUCCGGCGUCCGCCCAACAUGUGCGACAAAUGUCGAUACCUAUGAUAUCAAUAGACCCCAUGGAGUACUUGCUGUUGUAGAAUCACCAGCAAUCGAAACGCUACCCUCACUGAGAAAACUCGGAACACUAGAACGACUACGUCAUUCAUAUUCCCACCAGGAAGAGCGAUAUCGAAUACAGGCGCUCGCUAACAUUACACGGGUGGAGGCUUCACUAAACGGCGAGGUCCAUGUAUAUUACGAUCCCUUUCGUCGAUGCUGGUGUGCCUGGUACAACGACUCGGACCUGCAACCCGUUUUUUGCUCGCAUCUCUGAUAAGACUCAACAGCAACAAAGCACAUGCUAUCAAUUCAACACCAACAUCUCUAGACUUUUCCACACAUGCCUGUAUUUUAAGAGUUGUAAAUUGCAUCUACCUUUAGAUUGGUUUUCAUAG
This is a messenger RNA of Phaeodactylum tricornutum CCAP 1055/1, 1526 nucleotides long. RefSeq lists its product with no specific name. Gene Ontology annotation, cellular component: intracellular membrane-bounded organelle; membrane. Gene Ontology annotation, molecular function: heme binding; protein binding. Lineage: Eukaryota; Bacillariophyta; Bacillariophyceae; Surirellales; Neidiaceae. The transcript has a single exon. The record is from RefSeq and is a predicted model, not a curated record. The coding region runs from base 113 to 1405 and encodes 430 amino acids.